Molecule: messenger RNA, 405 nt
Organism: Knipowitschia caucasica
Lineage: Eukaryota; Metazoa; Chordata; Actinopteri; Gobiiformes; Gobiidae
Source: the annotation of a GenBank genome assembly
AUGUCAGGCUCUGGAUCUGGACCAGGGUCCGACUACGAUGAGGGGGAGUUGGUGGAGCCCAGUCCUCCUACUCCCAGGAGGAUGCGUAUGGCGAUGCCGGUCCAGCCCGCCUCGCCUCCGGUGGACUGUUUACAGUCCCUCGCUCCCUCCCCCGGCGACGCAGACGUGAGUUGGCACAGCAUCUCCGUCCUCCGCGGGCUCCUCGUCCCACGGCACGGCGUCCGGGUUAUGCGGAGCGAAGAACCCGUGACCGCCCGGCCCCCCAGCAUCGUUCAGAGCCUGGAGGCUCUCUGGGUCCUGUGCGCGGGAGACAGGGCCCCCCACUAUCCGAUGCCUCCCCAGGAGGGACGUCUGUGGGCGGGCCGGGCCUUACUCCCUCCUCCCAUCCCGCCGUGCUUCCCUUGA